GGUACAUGAUAAGCGUUGUACCAGGAAGUGACGUAAUGUUGUUAAACUCGAGUGACCCGUCAUCCCAAUAAAAGAAGAAUGAUUUUGGGACCCCUCUGUGGGUAUCGACAAUAGUAACAAAUGUAAAUAAACGUCUAUAUAAAGGGUGGAAGCUGAGGGAUAAUGGAUACCCUGUCCAGCCAUAGCUCCUACCUCCUGCAGCAGCUCCAGGAGCAAAGAAUCCAAGGGCUGCUUUGUGACUGCAUGCUGGUGGUUAAAGGUGUCUGUUUUAAAGCUCACAAAAAUGUCCUGGCUGCCUUUAGUUCCUACUUCAGGUCAUUGUUCCAGAAUUCUCCCAGUCAGAAGAACGAUGUGUUUAACUUGGUCAUCCAAGAUGUCAGUGGCAUUGGCCAGAUAUUGGACUACAUGUAUACCUCCCACCUGGACAUCAACCAAGAGAACGUACAGGCCCUUCUAGACAUUGCACAGAACUUACAAGUCCCAAACGUUCAGAAUUUGUGUAAUGCUUUUCUCAAACCUUGCCCCCCACCUGUGGAAAUGCAUUCAUUCACUCUCCCAGGAAUGCUAGGCUCAGAGCACGAUUGCCUUCUGGGAAGCAGCCUGACUCAAGACGUCAACCUCCACUGCCCCACAGAACCUUCGCGGUCCAAUUUUUACAGUGAAACCGAACAUGCCAGAAGAAUGCCGGUUUCCUUACCCAACAGCAGCUCUAACUGUGACAUGUCUAGCUCCUCCCAACCUGCGGAAAAGCCUCUGCACCAUGGAUACAAGCUGCGUAAUUUCUACAGUAAGCAGUACUUCAAGCUAAGUGCAAUUCAGACAAACAAUGCUGCUUCAAAUCAAGGUCCAGGCCCUUUGAUGAUGGCAGAGGAGCAGGCGUGUCAGCUUGGAAUUACCCCCAGAGCCAGCGACACAUCUGUGAGUUCAGGAAACCCACUAAGUUCUCCUACAUCAUCUGCAUCAGCAGAAAAAAAAGAUGUCUCCUCUUUAACGCCCUCUGACAAUUUAAACACUCCCAACACAGAUUUGGCUGAUUCUCUAAGCAACAAGCCUGUUCGCCCAAAGAAGACAGUGUAUCUGAAGAAAUAUAAUUACCUCCGCUCCCAAAAGGCUCUUGAGGAAAUGUGCAACAAGUCAGUCAGCGAACCUGUUCUCAGCUGCCCCACAGAGCACAAUCAGGAAGAAUCUGUGGUGCAGACAGAAACUCCAGAAGCUCCAGUUGAAACCAGCAGUGUAAGGAGAGAAGAGGUUUUGGAGACAGCAGAGGUCCAGCUCCCCAAUCUGCCUGGAAGCCAAGAUGAGCAGAAUCUAAAGUCUGUACCGGGGCCUCCACAGCAGCCAGGACACAAGCAGUAUUGCUGUGAGGUCUGCGGGAAGAUCUUCAAACACCCAAGUAACCUGGAGCUGCACAAACGAUCACAUACUGGUGAAAAGCCUUUCCAGUGCAGUAUUUGUGGAAAAAACUUCUCUCAGGCAGGGAAUUUACAGACUCAUUUGAGGCGACACUCUGGAGAGAAGCCAUACAUUUGUGAACUAUGUGGCAAAAGCUUUACUGCAGCGGGGGAUGUUAAUCGUCACAAAGUAGUGCACACAGGAGAGAAGCCCCAUCUUUGUGACAUAUGUGGUCGAGGAUUUAACAACUUGGGCAAUCUGAAAGAACACAAGAGGACCCACGCAAUGGACAAGAUUUUCACUUGUGACCAGUGUGGCAAGUCCUUCAACACACACAGAAAGCUUCUGAAGCACAAAGCCCGUCAUACUGGGGAAAAGCCCCACUGCUGUGCCACCUGUGGCAAAUGCUUCGUUGGCUCAGGAGAUCUGCAGCGCCACAUCCGAUCACACACCGGAGAGAAACCCUACAUCUGCAGCACCUGUGGAAAGAGCUUCACCCGAUCGGCCAUGUUGAGGCGGCACAGAAACAUGCACUGCAAAGGACCCUCUGUGGACAACAUGGAGACCGUCAGUCCUGAACGGCCGCAGAAUACAAGCCAAGCUGCCUCAGUCUCCAAACCCGAGCGCCGCGACAGAGCGCCAGCGGUCACACAGCAUCCACACUUCCCUACCAUGAUGCCGAAUCAGACGUUAGAGAAACCUUCACCCGCUUCUCCCUCAUCACCAAUGGCAGCUCCACAUGUACAGACUCCACCCUCCAGCGCACACCUCAGUCCAGCAUCCAACCCCCUUCCAGAGCUUCGCUCGCUAGUUCCUCAUCACCUUCUGUCAUCCAACCCUCAGGAGAGAAGUUCAGCCCUUCCUGCCACAGACCGCAUAAAACUUGCUAAACAUCAUGGGACUCAAGAGGCUCUUUAUGUUCCCUAUGUGGAGAAUGGUAAUAUGCCUUCAGACAGAGAUGCAGCGGGGAAGUCUUACCUGCCUCCUGCAGACAGCAACGCCCUCACAGGGUCCAGCAGGCAGUUUAGAUCAGGUGAAGGACAGUUUAUCUCUAGUGUAACUCUGUGGGGUCUGGCUAUGAAAACCCUGCAGAAUGAUAAUGAAAUGGAGCAGUGAAUGUUGUGUUUGCUUUAGAUACUAAAAAAAAAAAAAAUACAAAAUUAAUGAAAUUAUUGCAGUUUUAAAAAGGUUUUACUGAAUUAGUCUACAUUUUAGUUAUUUAUUAUGCAAGAAUGGCUGGUUUAGUUGAAAUAAAAAAUAAUUUAAUUGCACAAAAAAAAUAUUUGUUUUCUGAUUUUACUAAUACAAUAAUUGAUUUUUUCUGGUAAUGCUGCAUCCAGUGACGUUCCAAAUGUUUAACAUAUUUCAUCUUAAAUCAGUCGACAUGCUGAGGUGUGUUCAUAUGAAAGGAAUGCAUCCAGCUGUUCCUUCUGCGUCACUUUCAAUUUAGCCUAUUAGGUGUUUUUUUUUUUGUUAUCUUAUCUCUAAUCAAUCAAAUCAAAUACUUUAUAUUUCUGGUCAGAAUUUCCUUUGCUGGCUGAAUGCAGAGCAGAGAAAAACGAUCACAAGUUAAUUCAAUACGACACCUAUACACUCAGUAAAAUACAGACGAUGUAUACUCAGACCUGCUGAAGCACGCAAAUAAAUAUAUAAAUAUAUGAAGCGACAUAAUAAUAAAAAAAAUAAUUAAGAUACCACUGACAAGCUGUUUAGCUGUUGAAUCCAAAUCUACCAUUGUUUUAUUGGGCUCAUACUCUUUAAAACAGGGAUGUCAAACUCAAUUACAUAGGGAGCCAAAAUCCAAAACACUCCUUAUGGUCACGGGCCGAACAGGAUAAACAUUU
Molecule: messenger RNA, 3236 nt
Organism: Oryzias melastigma (Indian medaka)
Lineage: Eukaryota; Metazoa; Chordata; Actinopteri; Beloniformes; Adrianichthyidae
Gene: zbtb49
Product: zinc finger and BTB domain containing 49
Exons: 8
Coding region: 163-2508 (781 amino acids)
Biological process (GO): regulation of transcription by RNA polymerase II
Cellular component (GO): nucleus
Molecular function (GO): DNA-binding transcription factor activity, RNA polymerase II-specific; RNA polymerase II cis-regulatory region sequence-specific DNA binding; protein binding
Source: RefSeq, a predicted model, not a curated record